Molecule: messenger RNA, 861 nt
Organism: Colletotrichum graminicola M1.001
Lineage: Eukaryota; Fungi; Ascomycota; Sordariomycetes; Glomerellales; Glomerellaceae
Exons: 3
Coding region: 1-861 (286 amino acids)
Biological process (GO): tRNA methylation; RNA (guanine-N7)-methylation
Cellular component (GO): tRNA methyltransferase complex
Molecular function (GO): tRNA (guanine(46)-N7)-methyltransferase activity
Source: RefSeq, a predicted model, not a curated record
AUGGGUAGAGCCAAAAACAAGAGCACCAAGCGUGAAGAAUAUCGCAAUGCGCGUAGUCAGGAGGGCGUGGCAGAGUUGCCCAGAAAGAAGUUUUAUCGCCAACGCGCUCAUGCGAACCCCUUCUCGGACCAUCAAUUAGUCUACCCUGCGAGCCCAGAGUCCAUGAAUUGGACGCAGUACUACCCUGCCUUCGCCGCCGAAGACGACAGGCCCUCUUUGGCUGGUGCGGCAUCCUCCGAUGCAACUGCCUUGGAUGCCUCGAAGCCAAAAACUUGUAGUUUGAAGAAAGACGUUGAAGUGGUGGACAUUGGGUGCGGCUUCGGCGGGCUACUCGUGGCAUUGUCCUCCAUACUGCCAGAAACCCUCGUUCUCGGCCUAGAGAUUCGCACUUCGGUAACGGAAUACGUCCAGGAGCGCAUCAAAGCCCUCAGAGCGCAGAAUCAGAAGGAUGGCUUAUACCAGAACAUUAGCUGCCUGCGCGCUAAUAGCAUGAAGUUCCUCCCCAACUUCUUCAAAAAGGCGCAGCUCUCCAAGAUCUUCAUCUGUUUCCCCGAUCCACACUUCAAGGCGCGCAAGCACAAAGCCAGAAUUGUGUCGACGACGCUCAACUCCGAGUACGCUUUUGCGUUGCGCCCAGGCGGCAUUGUCUAUACCAUCACCGACGUUGAACCCCUGCACCAGUGGAUGGUCGGCCAUUUCAACGCCCACCCUUCUUUCGAGCGUGUAUCCGAGGAAGAGCAGGGCGCGGAUGAGUGUGUCAAGGUGAUGACAUCGGAGACGGAGGAGAGUAAGAAGGUGACACGGAACCAGGGGCAAAAGUACGUGGCUCUGUUCCGCAGACUCGAAGACCCCCCAUGGUGA